AUGGCAGAAGAAUCAAACAACGGCACCAAUCACAUGCAAGAUCUUCCCAAAGUGCUGCUUCUGGGCCCGGGUCCGCCAUUUUGCUUCGAAUCCCUUCAACUUCUCUACUCUCACAAGUUCCAUUUUCUCAACCCUCACCUCUCAGAUCUCUCGCUGCAACACUUCCUUGACCACCACCACCCUCCCUCCAUUCCCGCCAUUCUCUGCAGCCCCAAACACUCCGUUACCGCCGACGUCCUCCGCCUCCUCCCGUCGCUCCGUCUGGUCCUCACCACCAGCGCCGGAACGAAUCACAUCGACCUCCGCGAGUGCCGUCGCCGGGGAAUCCAGGUAGCCAACUCCGGAGCUCUGUUCUCGGAGGAUGUGGCGGACAUGGCUGUGGCUCUUCUUAUAGACGGAUUGAGGAAAAUCUCGGCGGCCGAUCGAUGGUUAAGGACGCAGAAUCGCCAGAAUACACCUUGGGAUUUAUUCCCUCUGGGCUUCAAGUUAUCAGGGAAGCGAGUUGGGAUUGUUGGAUUGGGAAGCAUUGGCAUGGAAGUGGCCAAGAGGCUGGAGCCUUUUGGUUGCAUUAUCUCAUACAACUCUAAGCAUAGAAAAGGUAGAGUUUCGUAUCCUUUCUGUUCUACUGUACUUGAGCUUGCAGCUACUUGUGAUGUUCUUGUAGUCUGUUGUGCCCUAAAUGAGGAAACAAAGCACAUAAUUAACAGGGAAGUCAUUUUGGCAUUGGGAAAAGGAGGGUUUAUUGUCAAUGUUGGAAGAGGGGAGCUUAUUGAUGAAAAGGAAUUGGUUAAGUGUUUGAUGGAAGGGGAAUUAGGAGGUGCUGGUUUUGAUGUGUUUGAGAACGAGCCUCGUAUUCCCCAAGAGCUCUUUAAAAUGGAUAAUGUGGUUUUGUCUCCGCAUGUUGGGCCUUUGACUGAAUCUUACAUGAAUAUUUGUGCACUUAUGGUAGGGAAUUUAGAAGCCUUCUUCUUGAAUAAGCCCCUACUUACUCCACUUAUCUUGUCUGAAUAA
Messenger RNA from Sphenostylis stenocarpa, 1011 nucleotides. The record is from the annotation of a GenBank genome assembly. Lineage: Eukaryota; Viridiplantae; Streptophyta; Magnoliopsida; Fabales; Fabaceae.